UUUCUCUCUCACUCUCAUGGAGUUCCUCUCUUUACUUUAUGUGGUUCCAACAUUGUACAUCUGUUUCCUGAUCUGGAGGUUGUUUGAUCAGAGGAGGGACCAAGAGUGUUACUUAUUGGAUUACCAAUGCUACAAGCCAACAGAUGAUAGAAUGCUUGGGACAGAGUUUAGUGGCAAGAUCAUCACAAGGAACAAGAACUUGGGUCUCAAUGAGUACAAGUUUCUCCUCAAAGCCAUUGUUAGCUCUGGCAUUGGGGAGCAAACUUAUGCACCAAGAAAUGUCUUUGAUGGCCGUGAAGCAAACCCCACAUUAAUGGAUGGGAUCUCUGAAAUGGAAGAGUUCUUCAAUGACAGCAUUUCAAAGCUUCUUGCCAGGUCAGGGAUUUCCCCUACUGAGAUCGAUGUACUAGUUGUUAAUAUCUCUAUGCUAGCUUCUGUUCCUUCCUUAUCUUCUCGGAUCAUUAACCAUUACAAAAUGAGGCAUGACAUAAAAGUUUACAAUCUCACUGGAAUGGGUUGUAGUGCUAGUCUUAUUUCUUUGGACAUUAUUAAGAACAUUUUUAAGUCCCAAAGGAGUAAGUAUGCUCUUUUGGUGACUUCUGAGUCUCUUUGUCCAAAUUGGUAUUCUGGAAAUGACAGAUCAAUGAUCCUUGCUAAUUGUUUGUUCCGUUCUGGUGGGUGUGUCAUUCUCCUCACAAACAAAAGGUCCUUAAGGCACAAGGCCAUGUUGAGAUUGAAGUGCUUGGUGAGGACCCAUCAUGGUGCAAGAGAAGAGGCCUAUGGUUGUUGCAUUCAAAAGGAAGAUGAGCAAGGUAGGCUUGGGUUUCACCUUGGGAAAACUCUCCCAAAGGCAGCUACAAGAGCUUUUGUUGAUAAUUUAAGGGUAAUAUCACCAAAGAUUUUGCCAACAAGGGAGUUGCUCAGGUUUCUGGUUAUGUCAUUCAUCAAAAAACUGAAGAAAAGUAGUUCACCUAAGUCUUCAAGUGGGGGAAAUAUUACUAAAUCACCAUUGAACUUCAAGACUGGGGUUGAUCAUUUUUGCAUCCAUACAGGAGGAAAGGCUGUGAUUGAUGGCAUUGGAAUGAGCUUGGAUCUCAGUGAAUAUGAUCUUGAGCCAGCAAGGAUGACACUGCACCGUUUUGGGAACACAUCAGCUAGUAGCCUAUGGUAUGUGUUAGGGUACAUGGAAGCCAAGAAGAGGCUCAAGAAGGGAGACAGAGUAUUCAUGAUAAGCUUUGGUGCUGGCUUUAAAUGCAACAGCUGUUUGUGGGAGGUAAUGAAGGAUCUAGGGGAUGGAAAUGUGUGGGAAGAUUGCAUUGAUAACUAUCCACCAGAGUCAUUGGCCAACCCUUUCAUGGAAAAGUAUGGUUGGAUCAAUGAAGUUGAGGAUCCAGACAACUAUGAACUUCCAGAUUUUCUCAAGUAAGGUUAUAUCUGGCUUUGCAGAAAGAAAA
This is a messenger RNA of Gastrolobium bilobum, 1454 nucleotides long. Its product is annotated as 3-ketoacyl-CoA synthase 12-like. Gene Ontology annotation, cellular component: membrane. The transcript has a single exon. Gene Ontology annotation, biological process: fatty acid biosynthetic process. Bases 17 to 1426 code for a protein of 469 amino acids. NCBI's taxonomy places the organism in Eukaryota, Viridiplantae, Streptophyta, Magnoliopsida, Fabales, Fabaceae. Gene Ontology annotation, molecular function: acyltransferase activity, transferring groups other than amino-acyl groups. The record is from RefSeq and is a predicted model, not a curated record.